AUGACCAAAACUUUUGUUGUUCGGAUUAUCAGUUGUGCAUCGAACGCGUCUGUGAGAAAAUCUAAAUUGAUAAAAAUAAAGUCAAUUGUGUUUUGUUUGUGUCUUGCAUCCGCAUUGGCAUCCGUGGAUGAGUACAAUCGACCCUCGUUGAUAUUUCAUGGAGCUCCAUCCGGUUCAGAAUUGGGCUUGGGAAGUUAUUUCGGACCAGAUACGGGACCAAAAGGAGGUUUUUAUGACUCAGAUUACGAGAAAAGUUACGAAAAAGAGUACGAUGGCAGCAAAUAUGACGAAUAUCAUGGAAAACCGAAGGGAUAUUCGUUCGAUUAUGGCGUCAGUGACCCUCAUACCGGCGACCACAAGAAAGUUUGGGAAGUUCGGAUAGGAAAUGUGGUGAAAGGCGGUUAUACCCUCAUCGAACCCGAUGGCACGGAGCGAAUUGUCGAAUACACCGCUGACGAUGUCCACGGAUUUAAUGCCGUUGUCAAGAGAAUUAAGCCUUCCGGGUAUCCAGACAUCGUUCCGUAUGACAAACCGUACCCAAUUUUGCCUGUAAUUCCUGUUCCGGUUCCAAUUCCGGCGGCAGUUGCUCCAGUUGGACCUUAUGGACCACUUUCUGAUGCUCCUUAUACGCCCUUGUACAAAGAUUAUAACUAUGGAGAGCGUUAUGGAGGAGCUUAUAGUUAUCAAACCAUCGAACAAACUCAUUAA
Culicoides brevitarsis is the source of this 708-nucleotide messenger RNA. RefSeq names its product cuticle protein 18.6-like. NCBI's taxonomy places the organism in Eukaryota, Metazoa, Arthropoda, Insecta, Diptera, Ceratopogonidae. The record is from RefSeq and is a predicted model, not a curated record. The transcript is spliced from 3 exons. Gene Ontology annotation, cellular component: extracellular matrix. The coding region runs from base 1 to 708 and encodes 235 amino acids.